Molecule: messenger RNA, 2925 nt
Organism: Magnusiomyces paraingens
Lineage: Eukaryota; Fungi; Ascomycota; Dipodascomycetes; Dipodascales; Dipodascaceae
Exons: 2
Coding region: 1-2925 (974 amino acids)
Biological process (GO): protein phosphorylation
Molecular function (GO): ATP binding; protein kinase activity
Source: RefSeq, a predicted model, not a curated record
AUGUACGGAGCGCGCACCCGGAUCGGCGCACAAAACGCAAAGGCUCGGCUUGCCGACUCCUAUGCCCAGCUUCUCCGGGAAAUAAUGGCACCUGAACCAACCAAUGUCGGAAACUAUACCAUCAUUCGACAAUUGGGUGAGGGCUCCUUUGGCAAAAUUUACCUGGCCGUACAUAGACUCACCCAUACAAGAGUCGUGCUUAAAUGCGCUGCUAAAACUGACCCACAACUGGUGCGCGAGAUCCACCACCACCGACUACUGAGGCACCCUCACAUUGCCCAGUUUUACGAGUACAUUGUGACUGAGUCUGCAGUUUGGCUAGUCAUUGAAUAUUGCCCACGAAAUGACCUCUACGGAUACCUCGUCAAGCGCCGUCGCCUGCCUGAAGACGAAACCCGCAGAUUGUUUGCACAGAUUUGUGGUGCAGUCGCUUACACUCACUCAAGACAUUGUGCCCACCGUGACCUUAAGUUGGAAAACAUUCUGCUCGAUAAGCAUGCUAAUGCAAAGCUCUCGGACUUUGGGUUUACGCGCGAGUUACCAACCCCGCAUGCGCUGCUGGAAACUGUCUGCGGGACCACGUGCUACAUGGCACCUGAGGUUCUUGCUCGCAAAAGGUAUUCUGGAGAAGCUGUUGAUGUGUGGGCACUUGGGGUCAUUUGCUAUACACUGUUAUAUGGUGAAAUGCCCUUUGAGGAGGAUUCAGAUGCAGAUACCCGGUUAAAAGUAAUGACUGAAGAACCAGCAUACCCAGCCGAUGGAGAAGCAAUAGUAUGUCCUGAAGUUCUGAAGCUUUUACAAAGCAUGUUGUCUAAGGACCCGCGCAAGCGGCCGGCCGUGGUUGAGAUUCUACGCAGUGCGUGGAUGGGUGCCGAGGGCGCUGCUCAACUUGAGAUUCUCGGGGUCCCUGACAAGUCGUUGUUUUCGACACGGGCAGAGCGCCGGCUCUUGCGCAAGUUUCAUGCUGUUCAAUUCGAUACUGAUGCCAUGCGCGAAAGUGUGGUUUACUGUAAGUGUGACGCACUGGCAGGUACUUGGGCACUGGCACUUCGGCGUGAGGAAAAACUGGAAGCUCGCCGCUCAACACGCACGCACAGCGUGAGUUUAUCGCGGUACUCAUCCAGUGGUCGCCGAGACUCGAGUGUGUCUGUGCUGCGGCGUGAGGAAUCACGGAGAAACAGCGAGACCCGGAGAGAAUUGACAGCAACUGCUACAACAGCACCUGCAACCGUGGCCGAAGAGCCUCCACCGGUAAACCCCACACAGGCAGUGAAACCACCUGUUGUUGCUACUGAGGUGGUGGUACAUCAUGACCAUACGGAUGUAGCUACGAUUCCAGAGUCUGUACAAGAAUCAGUACCAGACUCUGUGACGAAACCGAAAAAAAAGUUUGUGGCAGCCGUUAAACAAGCUUGGAUGAAGCUAAUGGUACCUUCAACACGCGGAAAGAUUCACUCACGACCUAGCACGGCGUCUUCGGUUGCCAGUACGAGCUCUGAGGAUAAUAGCAUUAAAGAUGGCAGAAUUGAGGAUGAAGAGACGACCCCAACAAGUGGAGGAGGUGGAGGAGGAUCUGAUACUAUUGCGCAUCCAGCCGACAAGAAUAAGCCCCAUUUAUCUCCUGCGUUUUCAUUUGUUCCGCAGGUAUCUUCGGGACCUACGGCAUCUAUUCCAACGAUUAGCACAACUCCUGUAUUCCCUCCAGGGCAAAUGUUUGUUCGGCCUGCACGGCCGGUUUCUCAGAUAUCCCAGUUUUCAGCAGUAUCUACAGCUUCGUCCCAGGUUUCCGACUCGGAAAUGUCGCUGCUGAAUAUGCCUGGACUUGUUUUCCCAGGGAACACGCCGAGCGGGACCUCACCGAAACGACACCAUUCACUUACAGGUGCACCUCCACAAUACCUUAGACGGCCGUAUAUGGGUAGGCGGUCUACGUCCUCGUCCUUUUCGUCGAUCCACAGUGUAACGACACCACGGACGCAGCCUAGUAAGCAUAAGCGGACCCACUCAAAGGCAUCAUCAGUUUCGAGUUUAUCGUUAAAGUCCGACGCGUCAGUUUUACAUCGAGGAAAUAGCGUUUCGAGUACAACAAGUAAAAAGGGUGCUGGGAGAAGCAGUGGGGGUCCUGGGUUUACUCGUCACCAUUCCACACCGUCGUCUUCACGUGCUACUUCUCGAGUAGCAUCUCCUGAUUCAUUGAGAUCAACGUACUCUGGUGCCUCAUCAUCAAUGGCAUCCGGGACCUCUGGGACUCCACGUGCCGUAGCUUCCAAUAGUGGUAGUAGUGGACGGAGGGCAAGGUCGCGACGCGGGUUAUCGCGCACAGUGACGCCUACAAAUGGGUUUGUUUUGCCAAUUACGCGAGCUGGGUCUCCAUUUAUUUCACGACGUGGGGAAAGAAAUGAUUAUGGUAUUAGUCGGCAUCUUGGAGGGCUGGACAGUAGUCUUGGUCUUGGGAUAACGCGACAGGGCACACCACCGAUUCGAGGCCGAGCUGGACAGCCUCAUUUAGGAGAUGCUCGGAUGCCUGGGAGUGGAGGGGUAGUAGUAGGUAAUGGGAUGUUUGGUAAUCUUGGAGGGUAUAGUAAGACUGGAGGAGGAGGUGGAGGUGGAGGUGGAGGUACUCGGCCAUCCCAGGCUAGCGUGAUAUUCGAAGGAGAAGAAGAUGAUGAUGAUUAUGAAGAGAUUGAUGAUGAUGAUGAAUUGGAACUAGAAGAGGAAGAGGAAGAGGAAAUGGGAGGAGAAGAAGAAGAAGAAGAGGAAAUGGAGGAUCUGGUAGGGAAUGUUGGCAAUGUUGUGAAUGUUGUGAAUGUUGUGAAUGGUAAUGGUGGUGGUAGAAGUGGAAAUGGAAAUGAUGAUUAUGAUGGUGAUAGAAAUGUCAAUGGAAGUGGUAAUGGAAAUGGUGGGGAUUACAUUCUGGGACUGUAA